UAUGGCCGUUCGGCCACUCUUUAGUGGUCGACCCAUCUCAAAUCAAAACGUUUAAAACGUUCUUUCCUCUCUGAUAAAUUGUUAAAGUUAUUAAGAAAAUUAAUAAGGUAACAGACAAAUGCAAACCUCGUUGAAUUUGGAAGUGGCGUGAAGCAGUCAACCGGCUUAUUUGCACCGCCGGACGCUGAAAAAGGCAAAACGGUGACCCAUUAGGGUUAGCUUCACCAACAACGCAGCAUUGAUCACAACGCAGCACAGUGCAUACAUUGGAGACUUAGCUCGCAAUCUAGUCACUAUAGGCAGUACGAAUACUUGCCCGCAGUGUGGUGUAUUUUAAUUGGUACGUACGUAAGUAGCUAACUAAAACAAUACAGUGCUUGAGAUUUAGCACGCUGGGAUGCAUUUGACUCUUCCUACUGGAAUCUCGUUUUUAAAUGAUUUGGAGUUUCAUACCUGGUUUUGUCAUUUACCAUUUGAUAAGGCUAUUGCUCCUUGAUUAGUCCACAUUAGUGCCCUCAUCAUGUCCAUGCGGAGAAUUGUAGCUGGUGACCUCAUAUUCCCACUGUAGUGUGACCAGCCAUGCCCUCCCUGUACCUCCUAAUGAGGGACUCCCCUGUCCUUUUCUUCUGGACUCUCUGCUUACAAAGGUCUGCUGACUACCACCAGUUCCACCAGUUAUACCAGUUGUAAGAUGACAUGGACUUAUCUACACUAUGCCACUUUGGCAGGACAAAGGUGAAGACCAUAUUUUAUUGAACAGACAAAAUAAUUCCCAACAUGAAUAAACUGAAACAGAUGACCUAGUUCAAGGACAGAACAUUUGAUUGUGUAGUGCCCAUUCCUCAUUUUGAGGAGAUUGCACCAUGACUUCUUAUGCCCAUAUGUUUGGUUCGCCGGCGGGGCCAGGAGUGGAAUAGCCGUGCCCAUGAUGCAGCGUAACGGUGGGUUGGGAGCCGGUGGUCAGCCGUGGGUUCUGCGCCGUGUGCGCCUCACCUGGCUUAGCUUUAUGCUCUUUUUCAUCCUGGUCUUCUUUCCACUCAUCGCCCACUACUACCUAACCACCAUUGAUGAGGCGGGGGGUCCAGACAAGCGAAUCUUUGGCCCGCGCCCUGGAGGUGAACUGUGCGAGGCAAAGCAUGUCCAAGACCUGUGCCGCAUCCGCGAGUCAGUCAGUGAGGAGCUCUUGCAGCUGGAGGCCAAGCGCCAAGAGCUGAAUGGUGAGAUAGCUCGACUUAACUUGCGCAUCGAGGCUUGUAAACGAAGUAUCGACAGUGCUAAGCAGGACCUACUGCAGCUCAAGAAUGUCAUCAGCCAGACGGAGCACUCCUACAAAGAACUGAUGGCUCAGAACCAGCCUAAGCUCUCACUGCCUGUCAGACUGCUGCCUGACAAGGAGGACCCAGGGCUACCCCCUCCCAAGUCUGCCCGUGCAUGCCGCCUGCGCUCCUGCUUUGACUAUGCCCGCUGCCCUUUGACCUCAGGCUUCCCUGUGUAUGUUUAUGGCACAGGGUCCUACCCCUGGGGUGAGCACUUGGACCCUUUGGUCAAUCAGGCCUUUACAGCCUCAGUGAAAAGCAACAUUUAUGUGACUGAUAACCCCAGCAUCGCCUGCCUGUAUGUGGUACUAGUGGGAGAGCUGCUAGAGUCCCCCUCUUCCCCCUUACCACCUCCCCCUGAGCUGGAGAAACAGCUUAAAGCUCUCCCAUUCUGGCGGUCAGAUGGGCACAACCACCUGCUAGUCCACUUGUCCAGGAAGUCCAUGACUCAAAAUUUCCUUUACAAUGUGAGCACAGGGCGUGCAGCUGUGGCCCAGUCCACCUUUCUGGAGCAGCAGUACCGUGAGGGCUUUGACCUAGUGGUCUCGCCAUUAGUUCAUGCCCUCUCCGAGCCAAACUUCCUGGAGGUGCCCCCACAAGUUCCCGUCAAAAGGAAGUAUCUAUUUUCCUUCCAGGGUGAGAGGGUGGAGUCUCUGCGCAGCAGCUUACAGGAGGGCCCACCCCAGACCUUUGAAGAGGAGAUGGAAGGAGACCCGCCUGCAGACUACGACGAUCGCAUCAUCGGAACCCUGAAAGCAGUACAAGACAGCAACUUAGACCAGGUUCUGGUGGAGUUCACUUGUAAGAGUCCUCAGGGUAGCCUGCCCACAGAAUGGGCUUUGUGUGGCGAGAGGGAAGAGCGACUGGAGGUCCUCAAGCACUCUACCUUUGCACUGGUUAUCUCCCCAGGUGAAGGUCAGUUGUUGGCCUCAGCAGGUUGUGGCAUGAGGCUGUUUGAGGCCCUUGAGGUGGGGGCCAUCCCUGUAGUGCUGGGGGACCACUCUAGACUGCCAUACCAUCAGCUUAUCCGCUGGAGUGAGGCCACUGUAAUGGUUCCCAAGCCCCGAAUAACUGAGUUGCACUUUCUGCUACGUAGCCUAUCAGACAACGAUCUACUGGCCAUGCGGCGGCAGGGACGCUUCUUAUGGGAGACCUACUUCUCCACCUCAGAAAAUGUCCUCAGUACCAUCCUGGCCAGCGUUAGGACCAGCAUUCAAGUGCCCGCAUCCCCCAUUCGGGAAGAGCCUGUCCAGGAGAUUCCCCACAAGGCUGGGAAGAUGGCGGGCACCGACGCCAAUCUGGCUGACAAUGGAGACCUAGACCUGGGACCUGUAGAGACAGAGCCACCCUAUGCUUCACCACGUUUUCUCCGCAAUUUCACCUACACUGCUGCAGACACCUACCGGGCCUGGAACCGGGCCCCGGGCCCCUUCCAUCUAUUCCCCCAUACCCCUCUCGACCCAGUACUGCCCUCUGAGGCAAAGUUCCUGGGUUCAGGCACAGGCUUUAGGCCCAUUGGAGGGGGCACGGGUGGGUCAGGAAAGGAGUUUCAGGCUGCCCUGGGAGGGAAUGUGCCCAGGGAGCAGUUCACAGUGGUCAUGCUGACGUAUGAGAGAGAGGAGGUCCUUAUGAACUCUCUGGAGAGGCUCAAUGGGCUGCCUUACCUUAACAAGGUGGUGGUGGUGUGGAACUCUCCUAAGCCCCCUUCGGAGGAUCUGUUGUGGCCAGACAUUGGCCUGCCCAUUGUGGUCGUCCACACAGAGAAGAACAGCCUAAACAACCGCUUCCUUCCCUGGGAUGCUGUGGAAACAGAAGCUAUCCUUUCUAUCGAUGAUGAUGCCCACCUCCGCCAUGAUGAGAUCAUGUUUGGCUUUAGGGUGUGGAGAGAGGCUAGGGAUCGGAUUGUGGGUUUUCCAGGUCGCUUCCAUGCCUGGGACGUCAAUCACCAGUCAUGGCUCUACAACUCAAAUUACUCCUGUGAGCUAUCGAUGGUCCUGACAGGCGCUGCGUUCUUUCACAAGUACUACGCUUACCUGUACUCCUACGUGAUGCCCCAGGCCAUCAGGGACAUGGUGGAUGAGUACAUCAACUGUGAGGAUAUUGCCAUGAACUUCCUAGUUUCCCACAUAACACGCAAACCACCCAUCAAGGUGACGUCUCGGUGGACCUUCCGUUGCCCUGGCUGUCCUCAGGCCCUGUCUCAUGAUGACUCCCACUUUCAUGAGCGUCACAAGUGCAUCAAUUUCUUUGUAAAGGUGUAUGGCUAUAUGCCGCUGCUCUACACUCAGUUCCGAGUGGAUUCUGUGCUCUUUAAGACCCGCCUGCCCCACGACAAGACCAAGUGCUUCAAGUUCAUAUAGUACAGGUUUCACAUGCCAGGACAUAGCGGGAAGAGAUUAAUGGUACAAAAUGCUGGCAAGAUUUAGAAGAAAACACUUUACAAAUAAUGAUUGGAGCUCAGACCCACUUUGACUGGAAUCUGGCACGAACUGCUGCCAAUAAAAAACAAAACAAGCCUUUGUUGUUUUUAAUGUUUUUUUUUUCCCCUCAUAGUGUUCCAUCAAGCUACCACUACAGAUAUUAUUUGAACCACUCUAUGGACCUACAUAAGAGAGGCAAGACUAUCCUACAGAUGUUGAACUGACAGUGACAUUGUAAUGAGAAGUUUUGAAACUAACUGGAAGAGUGGCUGGACGGUCAUAUUAAACCAGGCCUUGGCGUUGUCUGAGCAGUCACUUUUCAAUUUUGGGAUGAAAGGAGGGUUAAAGGCAUGUGGUUGUCAUUGCACACAUUUUGUUUAGUUUAUUUGUUCUUUUGAAAUUUGAAGAAAAAAAAAAAAAAAAAAGAUGAUGCUGUAUUCUGUACUUGUGAGACAUAGAGAAGAACUGAUGGUCACAGAAAUGUUUCAUUCAAUUGUUUUGGGAUAUUUUUAAGUGAUUUGUUCAUGUAAAUCGCAUGUAGGAUGUGCAGUCACCAAAAUCUUUGUCCUAUACAGAUCCAUUAAAACCCAUUAAACGGCCAAAUUCUCAGCAAUUAUGACACACAUUUUCAAAUGGAACUGACACUCAUUACUCACAACCAAUCCAGGAAACUAGCUAUUAUAUUUAAGCUGGCAGGGGUAAUUAGUAAUUCCUCACAUCAUAAGUUUAUUAAGUCAGUCAAGUGUUAUGGGUUUUACUAAGUGUGUCCAUGAUGGUUGAAUUUGAAUGGCCUGCCUAUGAUUGUUAAAUAAUGAGAAGUACUUCAAUGAGGGCUAAAUUGUACUGAUUUGGCACUUCUGUCUAAAGUUUUUAAAAUCCGACUUGAGAAGUAAAUUAUUACAAAAACAACAUUGUCCUAAUCUAGUGACAUCCAGUUUCAAACCUCCAUAAGGAUCCUCUCUGUACACCAACUGUUCGGAGCCUCUUGGUUUCAUUUGAACUGAUCUUAAACAUUUGACAUUUAUUUGACAAAGAGGUAUAAUAUCUCCUGAUAAAUGGCACACAACACUUUUGGCAGUCCACAAUGGAAAUGUGUUCCAAGGGAUGCAGUCUGUUAUGCCCCCUUCCAUAGACACACACUGUACUACCAACAGACCCCAUACUGCAAAAUACCAAACUGUAUUAUUGUGUAGAGUAGUUCAGCAGUACAACCCUGUCUCAUAUUUGAUCUUGUUUGGAUUAACUCUGUUAACAUGACUUGAAGAUCAAGAUUCCUUUAUAGGAAAUGUUUCAAUAAAGUAAGAGAGAAUAUGA
This is a messenger RNA of Hypomesus transpacificus, 5050 nucleotides long. RefSeq names its product exostosin-like glycosyltransferase 3 (gene extl3). The transcript has 6 exons. Gene Ontology annotation, molecular function: glycosyltransferase activity. Gene Ontology annotation, cellular component: membrane. The coding region runs from base 926 to 3676 and encodes 916 amino acids. The record is from RefSeq and is a predicted model, not a curated record. NCBI's taxonomy places the organism in Eukaryota, Metazoa, Chordata, Actinopteri, Osmeriformes, Osmeridae.